Molecule: messenger RNA, 1255 nt
Organism: Suricata suricatta (meerkat)
Lineage: Eukaryota; Metazoa; Chordata; Mammalia; Carnivora; Herpestidae
Gene: TCF7
Product: transcription factor 7
Exons: 11
Coding region: 107-1015 (302 amino acids)
Biological process (GO): canonical Wnt signaling pathway; regulation of transcription by RNA polymerase II
Cellular component (GO): beta-catenin-TCF complex
Molecular function (GO): RNA polymerase II cis-regulatory region sequence-specific DNA binding; DNA-binding transcription factor activity, RNA polymerase II-specific
Source: RefSeq, a predicted model, not a curated record
CGGGGCUGAGGCUCUCGGGCGGGAACAUACUUCGCAGAGACUUUUCCCCGACAAACUUCCAGAGUCUCUGGAAGACGGCCUGAAGGCCCCGGAGUGCGCCAGCGGCAUGUACAAAGACACCGUCUACUCCGCCUUCAAUCUGCUCAUGCACUACCCACCCGCCUCGGGAGCAGGGCAGCACCCCCAGCCGCAGCCCCCGCUGCACAACAAGGCCAGUCAGCCAGCCCACAGCGUCCCACAGCUCUCUCCUCUCUAUGAACAUUUCAGCAGUCCACACCCUACACCUGCACCAGCCGACAUCAGCCAGAAGCAAGUUCACAGGCCUCUACAGACCCCUGACCUUUCUGGCUUCUACUCUCUGACCUCAGGCAGCAUGGGACAGCUUCCCCACACUGUGAGCUGGCCCAGCCCUCCUCUCUACCCCCUGUCCCCUUCCUGCGGAUAUAGACAGCACUUCCCUGCCCCCACUGCAGCCCCUGGCGCCCCCUACCCCAGGUUCACCCACCCAUCCCUGAUGCUAGGCUCCGGUGUACCUGGUCACCCUGCAGCCAUCCCCCACCCGGCGAUUGUACCUCCGUCAGGGAAGCAGGAGCUGCAGCCGUAUGACCGGAGCCUGAAGACACAGGCAGAAUCCAAGGCAGAGAAGGAGGCCAAGAAGCCAACCAUCAAGAAGCCCCUCAACGCCUUCAUGCUGUACAUGAAGGAGAUGAGAGCCAAGGUCAUUGCAGAGUGUACGCUCAAGGAGAGUGCUGCCAUCAACCAGAUCCUGGGCCGCAGGUGGCAUGCGCUGUCUCGGGAAGAGCAGGCCAAGUACUAUGAGCUGGCCCGAAAAGAGAGGCAGCUGCACAUGCAGCUGUACCCAGGCUGGUCGGCGCGGGACAACUAUGGGAAGAAAAAGAGGCGGUCAAGAGAAAAGCACCAGGAGUCCAACACAGGAGGAAAAAGAAAUGCAUUCGGUACUUACCCGGAGAAGGCCGCUGCCCCAGCCCAGUUCCUUCCGAUGACAGUGCUCUAGGCUGCCCCGGGUCCCCAGCCCCCCAGGACUCGCCCUCAUACCUCCUGCUACCCCACUUCCCCACAGAACUGCUUGCUAGCCCUGCGGAGCCGGCGCCUACAUCACCAGGUCUCUCGGCCUCUCUCAGCCUCCCAGCCCCCUGGACCCCCACAGGCCCCCCACAGUGUCCUGCAGAGUACACAGCUUCAACGACAGGCAUCUCAGAGACAGGCAGCCUAGCAUGUACAGGACACCUGGCCG